Molecule: messenger RNA, 954 nt
Organism: Trichoderma aggressivum f. europaeum
Lineage: Eukaryota; Fungi; Ascomycota; Sordariomycetes; Hypocreales; Hypocreaceae
Exons: 1
Coding region: 1-954 (317 amino acids)
Molecular function (GO): 4-hydroxy-tetrahydrodipicolinate synthase activity
Source: RefSeq, a predicted model, not a curated record
AUGGCGGCCCCUGCUCGAUCGCUGCCAUGCGGCAUCUACGCCCCUACCAUGACCUUCUUUGACCCCGUCACCGAAGAUCUCGACAUUCCCACCAUCAAGAAGCACGCCGAGCGACUCGUCAAGGCCGGCCUCGCUGGUCUGGUCAUCAUGGGCUCCAACGGUGAAGCCGUCCACUGCACGAGAGAAGAGAAGAUUGCCGUCGUCAAGGCUUCAAGAGAAGCUCUCGAUGCCGCCGGCUUCCAGUCAACACCCGUCCUGUUUGGAGCCACCGAGGGCAGCGUCAGAGGCACCAUUGAGCUGUGCAAGCUCGCAGCCGGGGCCGGAGCCGAGGGCGCUCUGAUUCUGCCUCCGUCAUACUACCGCGCCCAGACCGACGAGGAGUCCAUCUAUAACUACUUCAUUGCCGUUGCCGACGAAAGCCCCAUCCCCAUCAUCCUGUACAACUACCCCGGUGCUGUGUCCGGAGUCGACAUGGACAGCGACCUGCUCAUCAAGCUGGCCCAGCACAAGAACAUCACCGGCACCAAGUUCACCUGCGGCAACACCGGAAAGCUCACACGGGUUGCUCUCGGCACCGACGCCAAGACGCCCUUCCAGGAGGGCUCGGGAUACAUGGCUUUUGGCGGCAUGUGCGAUUUCACUUUGCAGACGCUGGUCAGCGGCGGUAGCGGCAUCAUCGCCGGCGGUGCCAACGUCAUGCCCAAGCUGUGUGUCAAGGUCUGGAACUCGUAUGCCGAGGGCAACAAGGAGGAGGCCGAGAGGCUGCAAAAGAUUCUUAGCCGUGGUGACUGGCCCUUGACAAAGGCUGCCAUUGCCGGCACGAAGCAGGCGAUCCAGAGCUUCUACGGAUAUGGAGGAUACCCUCGUCGGCCGCUUAAGCGCUUGGAGCAGGCUCGCGUGACGGCCAUUGAGGAGGGCAUCCGGGAAGCCAUGGAGGUUGAGAAGUCUCUGUAA